Molecule: messenger RNA, 396 nt
Organism: Perkinsus marinus ATCC 50983
Lineage: Eukaryota; Perkinsozoa; Perkinsida; Perkinsidae
Exons: 2
Coding region: 1-396 (131 amino acids)
Source: RefSeq, a predicted model, not a curated record
AUGCUCAUCUUCAACGCGAACGAUGGAAGCAAGCUCAGUGAUAUGCUCGAACUAUCGACACUACCGACCCCUAAGCUAUCCAAGAAGCCUCAACGAGACCACGCCGCCUGUCAGGCCUCGGUGAUGACCUUCAAUAAGCUUACACGAGCAAAGAAUCACAUCAAGGGUAUGCGACAGACGAAAGCUUUAGUGAAAUUCCUUUGUCAUGAAGCAAUGACGAUGGGCGAGCAAUUUGCCGGUACGGAAGAGAGUGAGAUGGUACCACAGACGCUCAGACCUGCUGAGGAUGAUCCGGAUACGGAAGAAAACGACGAGCAAGCUGAUGACGACGAUGACUGGAUGUCGCUGAGAAAGAUGGAAGUUGAAGAACUAUUCAAAAGGAAAAUAUCGUCUUAA